GGCAGAGGCAAGACGAAGAUGAAGAAGCAGCAGAAGCAGCAGAAGAAGAAGAAGAAGAAGAAGAAGAAGACAAGAGCAGAAGAAUGGGUGGGCUGUAAUGGCAGAAUAAAUUUGUUGGAAAAGGGCCUAACUUGAGGAGAACCUUCGGGGGCCUCCCCCCGCCACCCCCACCCAUCCCCACUAAAUUAUACAGUCUCUCUCUCCUGUCUCUCUCUCUCCAAUUGUCCCUUUCCUUUUCCAUCUAUGGUUUUUUGAGUGGAGAGAGGUCAACAAUUAGUAGAACAAAAAUACAGUUGGCCGCCUUACACAAUCUUGUACAUUAUAUAUAUAUAUAUAUACAUCUCUAUCUCUCUCAUCUCCCUCUCUCUCUGCUUUUUCCCAUCCGUUCUUUUGAGGGAAUCGAUGAUAAAUGAUGAUCCUUCUUCUUCUUCUUCGUCGUCGUCUUCUUAUAUAAACACACUGAAACCUGCUGCACUCUUCUGAUUUCAGUACUUUCCCCUCUUUUACACACAAUUGUUUGUAUGUAUUGUAUCCAUCCUCAUCCUCCAUUCUUAACCCUAGGUCACAAAUUAAAUCCCUCCGAAUUUCUUGAUUCUUCCUUCUGCAAUUGCUUCUGAACUCCUUUUCCCGUCAAUGGAGGAUACAAGCCCAGCUGGAGACUGCACAGAUUGAUUCGUUGGUGUGCUGCUGCUGGGAGAUUUGGAGUCGUUAGAUUUUGAUUUGAUUUUUGUUCUUUUGGGCUCGAUUUCAGUGUUCCCUCUUUCUCUCUCCACCUUCUCUGUCUUUGUCUCUCUCUUUUCUGGUAGAUCUGUCAGGGAUUCAGUUAGAGAUUGACGAGUUCGAUCGAGGAAUUAUAGAAUAGAAUCAUGAAUUUCAUGUCAGGUAGGUCAGGGUUUUGUGAAGACUUAACUACCUCUACAUCACCCAUCGUCCCAUCUUCUUCCCCAAAAUUCAAUUUCAGAGCCGCCGGAGAAGCCACUGCAUCCGCCGGUCCGCCGCCGGAAGAGGACUCCGAUGAUCACAUGCGAGGAGAAGAAGGAGGCGGCGACAGCACCGGCACCGGAGCUGCUUCCGCCGCCGCCGCCGUCGAGAAGGAGCACAUGUUCGACAAAGUUGUGACUCCGAGCGACGUCGGAAAGCUUAAUCGACUGGUCAUCCCUAAGCAGCACGCCGAGAAGUAUUUCCCCCUGGAUUCGUCGUCGAAUGAGAAAGGUCUCCUCCUGAAUUUCGAGGACCGGAACGGGAAGCCAUGGCGGUUCCGGUACUCCUACUGGAACAGCAGCCAAAGCUACGUGAUGACCAAAGGCUGGAGCCGUUUCGUCAAGGAGAAGAAGCUCGACGCCGGCGACGUCGUCUCCUUCCAGCGCGGCGUCGGCGAUUUGGCAAAGGACCGCCUCUUCAUCGACUGGCGCCACCGCCCCGACAUCCCGGAAAUCCCGCCGCCCCUCUCCAUCCCCAACCAAUUCUCCUUCCACCGCUCCUCGAUUCACCCCUGGAGCCCCCUAUUUCUCCCUCCGCCGCCGCCGCCGCGAGACUACCCCCCUUUCUUCCAACCCGCCGCCGCCGCCGCCGCCUUCACAACCACCAAUCAAUCCCGUUACCACCACCACCACCACCACAACCACCAGGGCCUCACCAAUUACCCUCCCAAUUACGGCUACACCACCACCAUCGUCAACGGAAACCCUUGCUCGCCGGCGCCGGCGUCAAUAAUGUACUUGAGAUCCAAUUCCAGUCCCAGCCCCGCCGGCGCCCCCACAACAGAAGGAGUCCUCCCCCUCCCCCUCCCGGCGGCGCCGAGAGCCAGGGAGCAAAUGGUGUUCAACGCAGUGCCGGUGGUCCAAGGAAAGGCUGCAGCAAAGCGACUUAGGCUGUUCGGCGUGAACAUGGACUGUCCAAUUUCUGACUCGUCAGAUAAUGGAUGUGAUAUACUGGUCUCCUCCACCACCGUCACUCAGCCGCCUCUCCUCCACUUUCCCCCUUCUAAUUCCGCAAUUAAUAACCAGAUCAGGCCUAAUCGCAGCAGCGAAGAAGACGAUGAAGACAAAGGCAAGGGUUCCAUGUCUCUCGAUUUGGACAUAUGAUCUACGCACAGAUCCAAGAAAAACACCAUCAAAAUCUGCAAUCAAUCCAACAUAGAGGUAACAACUAAUUCAUCACUUCAAUCGGCUGCAAAUCCAUCCAUCCAUCAACAUGUUGCCCUCUUUCAUCGGAAUCCUGAUCAGAUGUUUAGAAUUAAUGGUGUUUCUUAAUUUUGACUAGUACAUGUACAAUUAUCGACACAAUACUUGCCAUAUUACGUUUAUAUUGAUAGAGAUGAUAAGACAAUUCUUUUUGUUCAUCCCAAUCCCAUAUUAAUUCUAUACAUAUAUUUUAUGCUUAAUCCUCUUACAAUGCUGUAGUUCAUCUUGGAUCCGAUUCGAUCCAAUACACAGAUGCCGAAUCCCAGCAAAAGUCUCAUGGUUGUUGAAUUCUUGUUGCUCUUACAAUGGACACGCCGGCGGUACAAAACCAGGAUUGUUGGGGAGCUUUAAAGGUUUCAGUUAAUUCAUCCCAACGGCAUGUGUUCCAACCAAUGGGCUGCUGACAGAUGGUUCUCAAGGAAAAAGAAAGAAAAAAAAGAAAGGUGACAAACUAUAUAAAGGGUGGAUUGAAUGCCUCUAGAUUCAUCACAAUAAAGAUUGUUGGAGCUUAGCAAUAAACUGACACCCCAUGGAUUCGAAAAUUUUAUUAGGGCAUCUAUCUUUUACUUUUAGAUUUGUCAAGGGAUCUAUAUAUAUAUGAAGCAAUAUUGGAAUUGCUCACUUAUGAAAAACUUUUCCUAAUUGUUUCUUGGCCUAUAUGUAUUGUGCCAGAAUCAGGUAGGAUUUAUAUUGGUAAUAUUAUGAUCCAAUCUAUUGGAAUGUAAUAUUAUUGAAAAGCUUGUCUGAUUGAACUGGUUAUGGUUGAUGAGCCAUGUUGCCAUAAGAAUUGAUUUAUGUGGUGCAUAUCUAGAAAAUUGAUCAAGAAUAUCUUGUCAUUAUUAUAAAAUGUCAAUGAAUGAUAUCAGCUGAGGUGCAUUGACUCCUAUUUAGUCACAAGUAAUUUCUAAGUGUGAUAAAAAAUGGUGCCUAGAUGGUCCUUAAUCAGUGCUCAUCCACACGUUAUGAACUUGUAUAUUUUAGUUUAUUUAUUAAAAAAUGAUCAUGUUUUUUGUCACUAAAAUCUUGUACAAUUGGUAGUAAUUUAAUAGAUAUACAUCUCUGUAUAAAUAUGACAUGACUUUAUAUGUGAGAGGCUGAGAGCCCAUUAC
This is a messenger RNA of Andrographis paniculata, 3292 nucleotides long. Its product is annotated as B3 domain-containing protein Os03g0120900-like. The record is from RefSeq and is a predicted model, not a curated record. The transcript is spliced from 4 exons. Gene Ontology annotation, molecular function: DNA-binding transcription factor activity; DNA binding. NCBI's taxonomy places the organism in Eukaryota, Viridiplantae, Streptophyta, Magnoliopsida, Lamiales, Acanthaceae. The coding region runs from base 867 to 2084 and encodes 405 amino acids.